AUGUCAGACCAACAACCACAACAACAAACAAAGAAAGUAUUGUUUGCUUGCAUUCAGAAUGCAGGAAGAUCACAAAUGUCAGCAGCAUUGUUCAAUCUACAUUGUUCUAACAAGGGAUGGACGGCUAUUUCAGCUGGAACUAAUCCCGCUACACAUGUUCAUCCUGCUGUCGUAGAGACGAUGAAGGAGAAGGGUGUGGACCUGACCAACAACAUACCACAGAAGUUGACAUUGGAGCUGGCUCAGACUGCCACCAUCUUUGUCACGAUGGGCUGUGGCGAUGCCUGUCCCUACGUGCCUGGCAUCAAGAUUGUCGAGUGGCAGAUUGAAGAUCCCAAGAACAAGCCAGCUGAACAAGUUCGUUUAAUACGUGAUGACCUCGAGGCCAGGAUCAUUGACUUUAUCAAGCAAGAGGGUAUAUAA
Messenger RNA from Acytostelium subglobosum LB1, 423 nucleotides. RefSeq lists its product as hypothetical. The coding region runs from base 1 to 423 and encodes 140 amino acids. The record is from RefSeq and is a predicted model, not a curated record. NCBI's taxonomy places the organism in Eukaryota, Evosea, Eumycetozoa, Acytosteliales, Acytosteliaceae. The transcript has a single exon.